ACACAAUGAAAGAGUAAAAGGGGAGUGUUUAGACAGUGAAAAAGCGCAAGAGAGAUAAAGAGCAGGGAGAGGUUAUUUAACAUCAACAUACAACAGUGUAUCAGAAGUUUGUUCAUCUUUGUGCCGUGAGAACACCUUUCAUUCUGGCCUCUCUGUGGCCCGCUGUUGUGUUAGUAUAAACUGCGAGCUGUGUGUGUGUGUAAAAGAGCGUGUGAAUGUGUGCAGGAGUUCGUAAAUAAGAUGCCCAGAAAGAUUGUGUCUGUUUCAAGUCUCAAGGGGGUUUCACCUCCGAGCAAUUUUGGACAAAGUAAAGCAAGUGGAAGCCCCCAUGCUGAAACCUCAGAGGAAAAGGUAGAACUGCGGAAAAAGGUGACCCUGCUCCGAGGAAUCUCCAUUAUUAUUGGGACAAUCAUUGGAGCGGGAAUAUUCAUCUCUCCAAAGGGAAUUCUGAAGAACUCUGGCAGUGUGGGAAUGUCACUUGUGGUAUGGGUUGCAUGCGGGAUUCUCUCUCUGUUUGGCGCUCUGUGCUAUGCUGAACUGGGCACCUGUAUUAAAAAAUCUGGUGGUCAUUACACGUACAUUCUGGAGGCGUUCGGUCCGCAAAUGGCUUUUGUGAGAUUGUGGGUAGACAUGAUUGCCAUAAGACCUACAGGGAUCGCUGUGGUUGGUUUGGCAUUUGGCCGCUAUAUUUUAGAGCCCAUCUUUAUGCCAUGUGGAGUCCCUGAGAUUGGUGUCAAAUUGGCCACAGCAAUCGGGAUCACUGCCGUAAUGUACAUAAACAGCAUGAGUGUAAGCUGGACUGCCAGACUCCAGGUUUUCCUCACGUUCUGCAAGCUGUUAGCUAUUGCCAUCAUCAUUGUUCCAGGGCUAUACCAUCUCUUCAAAGGGGAGACCAAAAAUUUUGAGAAUGCAUUUCAGGUCAACACUGUAGAUCUGUCCGGACUUCCACUAGCAUUCUACUCAGGGAUGUACGCAUAUGCUGGCUGGUUCUACCUAAAUUUCGUGACAGAGGAGGUGGAGAAUCCUGAGAGGACAGUACCCCUUGCCAUCUGCAUCUCCAUGGCGAUAAUAACAAUUUGUUUUACACUGACAAAUGUGGCAUAUCACACAAUUUUGACAGCAGAGGAGGUGCUGGCCUCAGAUGCAGUAGCUGUGACAUUCGCAGAGAAGCUAAUGGGAAACUUCUCAUAUGCCGUUCCCAUUUUUGUGGCUCUGUCUUGCUUUGGGUCCAUGAACGGAGGACUAUUUGCCGUUUCGAGAAUGUUCUACGUGGCCUCUCGAGAAGGUCAGCUUCCUGAGGUUCUCUCUAUGAUUCAUAUACGCAGACACACACCAUUACCGGCUGUGAUUGUAUUGUAUCCAGUUACAUUAUUGAUCCUGUUCUUAGGGGACAUUUACAGCCUGCUGAACUUCAUGAGUUUCAUGCGCUGGCUGUUCAUCGGAGUGGUUGUAGUCGGUCUUAUCUACAUGCGCUACACACGGCCUGAAAUGCCGCGACCUUUUAAGGUCCCUAUCUUCAUCCCUGCUCUAUUUUCUCUUACUUGUUUCUUCAUGGUUUUCCUUUCUCUUUAUUCGGAUCCAGUGAAUACCGGCAUUGGAUUCGCCAUCUCACUUACAGGCAUCCCUGCGUACUACAUAUUCAUCCACUUCGACAGAAAACCCAAAUGGUUCCUGAAAUUCUCAGACUUUGUAAACAGAUCACUACAAAUCAUAUUAGAGGUGGUGCCUGUUGAACACUGACCCUUCUUCUGCUGUCUCUUUAAGAAAGAAGAAUGUAUCUGUAUGGCUAUACCUUUAUAAACAUAAAUGUCACACUAUAACAAAUGUUUUCAAUGAGAUGUGACUCAAACAUAAGCUCAGACGGGGAUUUGGACAUGAUCUGCUUCACUCUCCUCGGUGGCUGAGAUGAGGUUAUACAAAUAAAUGAAAUGCACAAGGCAGUAUGUCUAUCUAUGGCAUGUCUCAGGUUUUAUAGGGUAUUUUUGGCAAGUGGUGUAAGUUAUAUAAAACAAAUCUCAUACACAGCAAUAUGAUAUUUUUGUGAUGAGCCACUUAAUAAUCUGGUAUUUUAUUGCCUAUAAUUCUGCUUUAUUGUGCCAUGUAUUAGACCUCCCCAACGCACAAAUUUAUGUUGAUUAUUGCUCCAGAAUUGCUUUUCAACCAAUUAACAACUUAUUCAGCCAUUCAACCUGAAAAUUAAUCUCGUUUAUGACCUGCUUGCUCCCAAAUGAAUUGCCAGUAAUGAUUUUGCACAUUAACAUUAUGUGCAUGUUUAAAUAUUGAAUCACCACCCCACUUGAUAAUGCCUGGGUUUAAUUAUAUUAGUAUUAUGUUGCUGUUUUGAAACUAAUGCUGUGAGGGCAAAACCUACUGUAGACGCCUAGAUAGAAAGUUAUCUAUUAAAAUAGUAAUAUUUUUUGUUCGAUUAUUAUCGUUUGUAUUAUUAUUUCUGUACAUGUUUGAUCAUCAUGUGUAUUUAUAUGGAUAUUUUGUAUACUGUAUCAUCUGUAUUUUUAAAACUACAAGGACUACUAUUUUGUAAAACUACUUUUGUAGGACCAAAAUUCAUCAAAUUAAACCAGUUUACACUGAU
Misgurnus anguillicaudatus (oriental weatherfish) is the source of this 2593-nucleotide messenger RNA. It is a transcript of the gene slc7a11, whose product is annotated as solute carrier family 7 member 11. Gene Ontology annotation, cellular component: membrane. The record is from RefSeq and is a predicted model, not a curated record. Gene Ontology annotation, biological process: amino acid transmembrane transport. Gene Ontology annotation, molecular function: L-amino acid transmembrane transporter activity. NCBI's taxonomy places the organism in Eukaryota, Metazoa, Chordata, Actinopteri, Cypriniformes, Cobitidae.